Struthio camelus australis is the source of this 8638-nucleotide messenger RNA. The record is from RefSeq and is a predicted model, not a curated record. Lineage: Eukaryota; Metazoa; Chordata; Aves; Struthioniformes; Struthionidae.
CGGCGUGGGAAGGUUGGGCUCGAUUAGGAGAAAUGCGUGUCAGGGUGGCGAGGAAAGCCCUCCCUGUGCAAACGCUAGGCCGCUCGCGCGGGUGCCUAACAAAAGGCCGCCUUAUCUGGGUGACUUGUUACCUGUCCGUACAGGCACACAGAUUAGGGCGUUAAUUUAUGUGCUCGGGGAGAACACAAAAGACCUCUCAGCGGGGUGAUGAUUUAUGAACGCGGCACCAGAGGAACCAGGGUCCUGCCCGUAUCUGGCUGGCUCUGUUUUGUUUGGCGGCUGUUGACUUGGGCAACAUCUAGGUAGGGGUUGGCUCUUUGGUGCGUGGGGAUUUUUUUUUUUUUCCUCUCCAACUAGCAAAAUUAGUGCAGGUGAAGCGUAGUGUCGUGGCCGCUCUGGUGCCUGAGGCGAGAGGGACAACGUGGGAAGCGGGGAAGGGGCGCAGGAGAGCUGUGCCGGGAAGCUGAAGGCAUCACGGGAGCAGCUUGUUCUCUCCUGCUGGGGGAAUUAACCCCAGGACGGAGCCAGCCAGCACGUCCCAUGGGUCGUCCCAUGCCGCAGUGCAAGCGUGGCCCAUGGGUCGCCGCUCCUGCAAGGCAGGCACAGCCGCGGUAGGCGAGAGAGCAGCUCGCUUUGCGUGCCCCAUCAGUCGGCAGCCUCUCCUAGCAGCUUCUGGUGGUUAGAGAGGAGUAACGGAGUCGUCGCUGGUGCACCUCUACUUAGCCGGAAAGUUGAUUUACAAGUAUGUGGUGUAACAACACCGCAUGCGCAUAAUCCUUGCGGGCUGCCACCCUAGAACAGAGCCAGGCAGGGGCUGCUUCACUUGAAACAAACUUAUUUUCUAGGAAACGUCUGGCUAAUGCAACAUGACUAAACAAAUGCUGCUCUGGUGCUUUGUCACCGUAUGGGUGGAAGCAUAAAGUGAUGUCUCUCCUCUGCAUUUGAUGCACAGGACAUGUCCACUGGGUCCAAAACGAGGUGCAGUCUUCUCACUGGGAGCUGUGCCACCAGUACACCACAUAAAAAUGCUGAACUAUCUGCAGGGACCCUCCAGGGGUCCUGUAAAAGGCCUUGAACAGCUGGGACUUUAGGGAUGAGGCAGCUGGGAUAAACUCCCACAGGUUUCCUGGAUUAGAAAUAUCUCCUAAUGUCCUAGUGGGAGGUGUGAGACACCAAGCUUGCUGGAUCUGCUCAGUUCUCCAGACAGGAGGUAGGAGGGGCUCCCCGUGCCGCGUGCAGUGGGUAAAUUGGAGGGUCCAGCCCCCUGACGUGUCCCUCUGGGAGGGCCCUGUGACAUGCCCGGGGUGGGGAAGGGGGCUGGUUCUGCUGCAUGAGGAGGGACAGGCAGAGGCAGAGCCCCAUGAGCUCUGCUCUCAUGGGAGAGGUCAGGGGCUUGGAUUAGCGGCCAUGUUACUUGGUUCACAUGUCCAAGCUGUGUGCCGCUUCUUGAAGUAUUUGGUGCUUCAGGGCCACCAGCUAGAAGCCAGCAGGUUGUAGCCAGUCUGCAAUGAUGCUUGCAGAGCUGCUAUCUGCACUCCUAAACACUUGCUACAGCUUCCCCCAGUACCCAAAUUCCUGUGUCCAUGGGGGUCCUUUCUGGACAGUUAACUAUCUAAACCCUAUAGGAGAUUGAUUGAUCACUUUGCAGCAAGGAGACACUUUCCUAAGGAAUAUGAGCAGAAGAGAUCUCCAAAAGACAGAUGAGUGGUGGGCUAGUGGGUUUCCAACAUCUCCAAAUUAAGGGAGCGAGUCAGUGAAUGUGGGAGCAGUUUGGGGCUAAGGGCUCUGCUCUCUGCUUGGUUUGUGUGUGUGCUGCUGAAGGAUGAACACUACCAGGACCCAUGGCAGGAUGCUGCCCAAUGGUCCCCUCUCGGCAUUAAGCUGAGCCUUGGUGGCAGCCCUGCCUUCUGCUGGGCUCCUCACUGGUGUGUGCGAGAGGUUGCCCCAUGAAGAGACAUAGUCCUUCCUACCCACAGCCUCCAUAACCCGAGAUCUUUUGGGAUAACUCAGACCAUCUCCCGACAGCUGUUAUUUCCACUGCGGUCUCUGAGGAAGAGUGUGGAAGAGCUGUGAUUACAUGCCAAGGCUGCAUCUUUUGGACGGGGGGUUCAGCUUUAUGCAAACUCUGUCUGGUUCGGUCUAUCAUGAGGGAGAAAGGAACGGGCAAGAGGGAAGAGUCUCUGCAAGAAGUCUGCAGUGUGGGUGUUGCCCGUGCCCCUCCAAGGUGCUGGUACUGCUUGAACAAGGCUGACUUGAUACAGCCAUGCUGCAUGGCCUCUUACUGCAGUGGGGCUGCAGCGACCUCAACUGAAGUGUGAAGUCCCUUACUGCUGCCCGAGGGGUCCCAGGCAACGCACCCUGCCUUUGCAGAGUGCUGUGAGGGUACCAGCCCGACACAGUGACUUUCCUCUUUGAGUUAGGGUACUCCCAUGGCGCAGCAGUAUAAAAUAGCCCAGAGCUGAAGCCAACUCCCCCCCCCUUCCGCCCGCCCCAAGAUCAGAGGGGUCUAGGGACAGCUGAACCCAAGUGACAGAAGUACUGGCCCUUUGUCCUCCCCUGCAGUGGCCACUUCCAUCACCUUCACUUGCCAGUGCUGGGGUUUGGAUUUCCCACCAGCCCUGACCUGCUGAUCUGUUUUUAAACCGCUUCCAAGCUAGGUUUCCUUUGCUUAAGCUGAGCUAGCAAAAGCCUGCAAUAGCCCCACUUUGGUUUUUGGCUUUUUUUCCUGUUACUGCAGUUUAGCUGAUAACUCAAGACCUUGACUCUCUUCCUCUGCCAUUUUUGGAUGGAGAUACAUCUGUGGUGUGGAAGUAAUGUAACAUUCAAGAAGUCACGUCCCUGCUGCUAAGGGGAUGCUGUCUUUGCACUAGACCACAAGAGCAGAGCUCCUUGUUUCUGUGAAUGCAUAACGCCUAAGUAGAUCUACCAAAUCUUUGCUUAGCCGAAGCUUAGAAACGUAAUGUUAACUCAGGGCUAUACAUUUUUGAGGGAAGAGAAAUGGCUGAUCCUCCUGGUUAUGACAGUAUAAGAGCCAGAAGCUAGGCAGAGGCAGUCCUGAGAAUUUAUCUUUCCCCCUAAGUGAGCUGUGAGCUCUCGAUCUUUGCAGAUGCCUAAUAUUCUCCCCCCGCCCCUUUUCAGACUGUCAUCCAUUUAAUUUACCAAGAAAAUGUUUCUACUGCUUUGCAAUAAACUCUUAGACACCACGAUGGUGAUCCUGUCUUGUCCCAGACCUGUGCCAGUGUAACUCCUACGUCCAGUGGACUUCUAUCCGUAGAAGAACUGAGCAGAACUGAGCUAGCUGUGCUCUGGGGUGAAAAGCUUUUUGGUGGAAGUGGUGAGGGCCAAUUUUGGUGUCCUUGAGAUGCCAUAAGAGAGAGAAGGCGAUUAUACUGGUGCAGUUGGGGCACGAGCGCAGGGAUGAAUUGUUAAACACUUCAACAGGAUGUAUUAAGAGGCAACAUCAGGCAGGAGUAAGACAUACAGCUCAGCUGAGACAGUUGUGCCAGUGGAUCUGCUAGGAAAAGUCUUUCGUCCUAGUUUGCUAGUUAGCUCAGUCAUGUUUCCUGCUGGGUUGAGGGUUUUUUCCCCCCAAAUUACGAGUUUCACAGAAUUGCCCCCUCCCCACUCUUCCUUUAAACAAAAGCUGUUUUUAUUUAUUUAUUUACUUACUUACUUGGAAAUGGAGACAGGUCAGAGUAAUCUCACACGACCUGGUAGUGCCCAGCGAUAUUCUAAAGAACUCAUCCAUAAACAGCAAUUAGCUUUUAAUCGAAGCAUGGCUCCCGGCCACCCCUCGGGCCCGCGGGGAACAGGGACUCGGGCUCUUUGUUGCCUGCCAGGGACCGGGAGGGGGAUCUCGCAGGGCAUGAAAGGAAGCAGGGGCUGGCCGAAAGGAGUAAGAUGCUCAUUUCGGCCCCACCCCCUUACUGCCCCCAAAAGCUCUUACUUUCAGAGCAAAGCACUAUUGAAGCGUUAGGACAAUAGAGACCAAAUCCUUCUGGGGGAAGGGAGGUGCUGGUCGUUGCAUCUUUUGUUACUUUUACUUCUUUACUCGAUUAUGGCCCCCCUCCCCGCCCCCGCCAAAAAUCCACAUAGAUGCUCGCUGGAUGAUAAUGCAAUCACUUUCUGGGGACCUUGCUAAUAGGAUUAUAAUUAUUACUGGCGAUGAACUGAAGUGAAUAGAAUAUUUACCACUUCAUCUAAAAUUAUUGUAAAUCCCUCCAAAGCAGCCCUUUGAUAUGUAAAGCGCUGCCCCCCUUCUCCCCUCCCCGAGUGAAGAUCAUUAUGUAGUGGAAGUUCAGAGCUUUUAAGUAGGACGGGGGACAGAAAGAGGCUUCGGUGUUUACAUAAAGAGGAGGGCCUAUAUAAUGAACUGGCGGAGUUGAUGAACCUCUCGCCUGGCUCCGGCAGAGCCAGUUUUAACUUCUCAGGCUGUUGUUGGGGGAGGAGGGGAGGAAAUAAUUGGGAUUUUCCCCCCACCCCGAGCCAGAGGAAAGCCCCACGUCUCUGCAGCGUGUGUUCGGUCGGUGCACAAGAGCCACCUGAUGACAGUGGCACUGUUUGGGAUUUGCUCCGUAGGGCUGGAAUAGCUUCUGUGUGAGGAGUCCUCAGCCUAGCAAAAAGCCAUCUUGGGGGCAGAUGCAGUAGUCUGCAAAAUGUGAGCGGGGCUGGAGAUAGUGGGCAGAGAUGGGCCGAUUGGUGUCUCCUGGUGCAAGAACGGGGCUGCUGCGUGAAGCUGGGAGCUGGUGCACAACACACAAGCAGAGGAAUUAGAGCAGGGCAUGCAUGCAGAAAACUUACUUGGGUUCAAGAGGAGCCUGGACGAAGGGUAGGAAGAGAGAUCUGUCGAGGGUUACUAGACAGACAAAUUGCAUCAGGCCCAGGAAAGUCCCUGAGCUGAAUUUAGUUGAAGCCUGGGAGAGUGGAGGGGGAGUGGGGAGUACUGCUUGCCAGCUUCUUGCUCUGCCCAGGUCCUCUUAUGACCAGGAUCAGAGACAGGGAUCUGGGCUAGAAGAAGGCUCAGCCUGACCCAGGAGCAACUCUGGCCCCUGCCCCAGUGCGAGUACCUGAUCUAGAGACAGCUGUGAGCAGUGACUCCAGCCAGCAAAAGGGUUCUCUGUUUAUUUUUUUUAAAGUUACAUAUAUUUCGCGUUGGGAGAAGUCUGCAAAACACAGCUCUGAAUCGACUGCCACCAGAGCUUGUUCUUGCCAAACUUCAAGUAGCUGGUUAGCUGGCCACCAGGCAGAAGGGAGGAAGGGUUGCUGCCUGCAGUUGCGUUCUUAGGAGCAUCUGCAAAUAGAGUAUGUAUGUUUCUCCCGAGCUUUUCAGGCUGAUCCCCAACCCUUUGAGACUUUCCUCACAGAGGUUCCCAACAAAAGCUUCCAGAUCUGCAGCGAGAAGGUGCACCACUCUAUCCAGGUGCUUCCAGACCUCAAAGAAUGGCUUUGUGACUUUGCUUCUACCAUGUCUUCGGAGCGACAGCUGCAUGUCUUACCCACCAAUUGCAAAGGCGACUUUGUGAAGUUGUGUUUCUGCUUUCAAGUGCUUCAAGUGUUUCUGCUGCUAUAAGUUAUUCCCUGCCCUAUAGGCCAUAGUUAUACAAUGCGCCAUAUACGGCACUUAGUUAUACUAAGCUGCAGCCCUACAAGGGAUAACAUGUCAUUAUCUUGGUUACGAGUCUGCGCUUCUAAUUAUGCCACUCAAAGCUACGAGGUGGGGGAGGUAUUUGGGAGGGAAGUGUUUUUUUGGCUUGCAUUUGGGUCAGCCCUGAAAGCAAUGUGGCUCAGUGCCUUGGCACGCGGUGGGCGGGAGCGGGUGUCUGGAGGAAACCUUUGCGGCAGAGACUGGUUCUGCACAUAAAAGUGAUUCGCGUUCCUAGGACGGAAUGAACUGCUGGAGAAAGCUGCUGGUGGCACCUGAUUCAGUGGCCGUAAACUUUUCUCCCUUCCUGUCUCUUGCCGGCCCUGGAGGCAGGCAGUGUUUCCAACUGUGUCGUUUCUCGAUGCCUCCUGGCAGAACAAGCUGAAUGUUCCCACGCGUGACUUUGGGAGUGUCUUGCUGAGGCCUCCUUUUGCCCUGUUGAGCUGUUGUUUUUGGGAAGCUCGUUUCUACCAGUGUCACCUCCUUUCCUCCCACCUCGUCCAGCCAACGCUGAUGUCCCCUUCAUGGCAGGAAGCUGUGGACGGAUUGCCUCCCCGAGAAAGGGGAAGGUGGAUGCGUAGCUGAGGUCUGCUUAGAUACUGGCCUUUGAUCAACCUUGUUUCCUUGGAAGGACCUGGCUUUCACCUCUUACUGGGGGUUGUCCCAGCCCUUGCCAUUGGAGCGAAGAAGAAAGGCAGGAAGCAAGAGUUUUAACCUGCCCACGUGCUUCAUUUUUGGGGCCUGUCUGUACUUGGGUUCUCGUUUGGCGGCUUUCAGUCCAGGAGUGGUGGAGUUUGGAGCUGUCGUGCUGCUGGGCUGGCCACAGGGCAUCGUGCUGGGCGAAUGAGAGGUUGGUGUCAUGGAGGCAACAGCCGUUGUUUGUGCAUGGCCCAGGUCCUGCAGCCUGUGGUCACAUCCAGCUCAGUCCCGAUCAGGAGCUCAGACAGCUACUAACGCUGUAAGUCUUCUCUUGUGACCAUGCACAGCCCUGGUGGUGUGCUUAGGUGGUUGAACGUGAGCCUGAGAUGCUGAUUGGGUCUUCUCAGCUCUGUUAUUGCACCUGGGCAAGCUGCCUCCCUUCCCUUCGCCUGCAAAGAGGGGAAGAUCAGACUUCCUAUGCUGGCUUGCUGGGGCAGUGCUUAGGUCUGAUCUUGCCGAAUGCAGUGGUUUUGGGGGAUGCGUAAAGUCUUUCAAAAAAGCUAACAACAGCAGUGCGUCGUACCCUACUCGGGACACUGUUCUGCAUUGAUUUGCCUGGGCGGUUUGGCGCAAGCCAGAUUUGCGUGCGUGGAUUGGGUCUUAGCAGGGAGGCAGCGCAAGGCGAAAGGACCAUCUGCCAGUGCUCUGAAUCUCCCCUCACUCCCCAGCCUUUGAUGAGAUUUUUCAUCCACUUCAAAGGAAUUCAGAGCCCCCAGCUGAGGACAGAGCCCCGUUCCCACAGGGCACUGGCACGGCGUGGGGCUGUGCCUCCCACGGAAACUUGGGUGCCGGCUCUUCAGCUGCAUCAAAGCCCUGGAGCAGCUUUGUGAUGGAGAGCCUUCACACGCUAUUAUCCUCUCCCUCCUUCCCUCCCCUAAUCCCCAAACCCCCCAACAGGUGAAGGGGAGCUGGCAGAGCUCCUGGGGCAGGGAGAGAGGAGGGUGAGAAGAAGGUGACUUUCAGGCCCAAUUAUUUUUCCCCUUUUCCCUCCUCCCUUAUCUCCCCCUUGCUCACCCCUGAAGUUCAUUAAUUCCCAUCAUCUGUUUUGUGUAAAUGUCAUGGCAAGUGUUUGACGGGGCUGGAUAGAGUUACACCCGUUUCAAAAAGGCCGAGGCUGGUUCACAGCCGUUCCGUUUUAUUGUUGUAUAAUUUGCCAACCCAAACAAUGGGUUCCCACUUGAGACAAAGGCACACAUGUUGCCCUCACUGCCGGGUAAUAAAAAGAGGAGAGGCCAUGGUGCUACUGUACAGGUCCUUGGUGCGACGUCAAGAGACAAGAGCAGCCCAAGUGGGACCUCAUGCCCAGGACCCUCGAGGGGCAGAUCACCAUGGAGAAGACCCCCAGCUACUUUGUCACCAAGGAGGCUCCGGCCCGCAUCUCCUCCAUGUCCAAGGGCACAAAGCUUAUCGUGGUCGUGCGGGACCCCGUGACCAGAGCCAUAUCGGACUACACCCAGACACUCUCCAAGAAGCCUGAUAUCCCCACCUUUGAGAGCCUGACCUUCAAAAACAGGACUACGGGCCUGAUCGACACCUCGUGGAGCGCUAUCCAGAUUGGCAUCUACGCCAAGCACCUGGAGAACUGGCUCCUGUACUUCCCCAUCGGGCAGAUCCUCUUUGUCAGCGGGGAGAGGCUGAUCAGCGACCCCGCGGGGGAGCUGGGCAGAGUCCAGGACUUUCUGGGCCUCAAGAGGAUCAUCACGGACAAACACUUCUACUUCAACAAAACCAAGGGUUUCCCGUGCCUGAAGAAGGCGGAAGGCAGCAGCAAACCCCACUGCCUGGGGAAAACGAAAGGCAGGACCCACCCCGACAUAGACCAAGAGGUGGUGCAAAGACUGCGGGACUUCUACCGGCCUUUCAACAUGAAGUUCUACCAGAUGACGGGGCAGGACUUUGGCUGGGACUGAGGCUGGCGUGGGAAACUUCCCUGUAAUUACUUACCCAGCACGGUUUGCGUAUAUAAAGAGAUAUAUAUGUAUGUAAAAUGUACAGAAAUCUAUUUUAUAAUAAUUUAUUUUUAAUUCCUAAGCAAUUAAUUCACUAAGCUGCCUAACCGCACUGGCUAGAACGGUAGCCCAUAACCUGUUUAACAUUCCACGGUGUUUAAUUCUCCUUGUUUUUUUUUUCCUGUUUUCUCCUCUUUUUGGUUUGGUUUGUAACAGAUGGUGCUUCCAUUUUUUCCUAAACAAAAAUAUGUAUUUAAAAAUCAAAAAAAGGUGAGGGUGGGGCGGGAGGGAAAGCACAAAUUUAUUUUUGUUACGGGUAUCUGGCCUUUAUAAACACUUGCUUUCCCUA